Molecule: messenger RNA, 1076 nt
Organism: Juglans microcarpa x Juglans regia
Lineage: Eukaryota; Viridiplantae; Streptophyta; Magnoliopsida; Fagales; Juglandaceae
Product: dihydroceramide fatty acyl 2-hydroxylase FAH1-like
Exons: 7
Coding region: 182-895 (237 amino acids)
Biological process (GO): lipid biosynthetic process; fatty acid metabolic process
Cellular component (GO): endoplasmic reticulum; membrane
Molecular function (GO): fatty acid 2-hydroxylase activity; iron ion binding
Source: RefSeq, a predicted model, not a curated record
CCAGUCCAUUAUUCUCUCCUCCACAUACAGAGCUGACACUCGACACCGCUCAAUCCUCGUACCCAAUUACGGCCGGAGGAAACUUCCCCACGACCGAGUGCUGGUUGUGGGCCGUCUUCUUCUGUUGGAUUGGUAUCCCACCUACAUUUUGUUUUCUUCGCUAUCUUUAAAAGCCAACAAGAUGGUUGCACAGGAGUUCACCGUAGAUUUGAAUAAACCCCUCGUCUUCCAGGUCGGCCAUCUGGGAGAAGCUUAUCAGGAGUGGGUUCAUCAACCGAUUGUUGGCAAGGAAGGCCCUCGAUUCUUUGAAAGUGAUUUUUGGGAGUUCUUGACCCGCACAGUUUGGUGGGCAGUUCCAACCAUUUGGCUGCCAGUUGUAUGCUUUUGCAUCUCCAUUUCAAUACAAGUGGGCCAUACACUUCCUCAGGUAGCUCUGUUGGUGGUCGCUGGCAUUUUUGUGUGGACACUUGUCGAGUAUACCUUGCACCGUUUCCUUUUCCACAUCAAAACGAAGACAUACUGGGGAAACACCAUGCAUUAUCUUCUUCAUGGCUGCCAUCAUAAGCACCCAAUGGAUGGCUUGAGACUUGUUUUCCCACCUGCUGCAACAGCUAUACUUUGUGUACCGUUCUGGAACUUCGUCAAGCUUAUAUCUACUCCUACAACCACUCCUGCGUUGUUUGGAGGCGGUUUACUGGGUUAUGUGAUGUAUGAUUGCACCCAUUACUACCUCCACCAUGGUCAACCAUCGAGCAAUGUGCCACGAAAUCUCAAGAAAUACCACUUGAAUCAUCAUUUCCGGGUCCAGAAUAAAGGGUUUGGGAUCACAUCAGCGUUAUGGGACAAGGUGUUUGGAACACUUCCUUCAUCAAAAACAGCUGAGAAAAGUAGAUAAUAUAUGGAAUGUAGCAUCUAUUUCAUGGGCUAUGAGUAGCUAGUUUCAGGGUAUUCAACUAAUAUUUUUUUUAAGCGAUCUUUCAUCUGUUGUGAAUUUAUUUUGUGUCUCUUCUUGAAGCCUUUGCUGUGGUGGAAAGUACCUUAUAAUUGAAAUGUAUGUCAUCAGGUUUGUUUGUGAA